AUGUCAGAUAAGGUUGACUGGUUACAAAAUCAAAAUGCAGUAUGCAAAGUUGAUGUCUAUUCUCCUGGAGACAGCCAAGCCCAGGGCUGGAAAAUGGACACCUCCACGGAUCCUGUCAGAGUGCUCAGCUGGCUCCGCAGAGACCUGGAGAAAAGCACAGCAGAGUUCCAAGAGGUUAGGUUCCAGCCCGGAGAAUCAUCAUUUGGUGGGGAAGUGUUCAACUCAGGAGACCCACACAAAGGUUUCUCUGUAGACUAUUACACCACCACCACCAAGGGCACUCCAGGGAGAUUGCAUUUGGAGAUCACUCACAAAGAGAAUCCUUUCCAGGGCCCCAGGGCCCAGCUUGGCAAUGGGAGUUCAGUAGAUGAAGUUUCCUUCGAUGCUAACCGCCUCACGAAUCUAGUCAUAGCCAUGGCCUGCAGAGAGAUCAAUGAGACAAUCGAUGGCUCUGAAAACAAAUGUGACCGUCAGUCAUUGUACAUGGGGAAUGAACCCAUCCCCACCAAAAGUCUCAGUAAGGUAGCAUCAGAGCUGGUGAAUGAGACCCUCUCUGCAUGUGCCAGGAAUGCUGCCCCAGGCAAGCCUCCCGGCUCUGGAGAAGCAUCAGAAUCAUCACAAAAUCCUCCAAAUUUGAAAUACAAGUCCACUUCGAAGACGAAGGAGAACACCAAGGAAAGACCGGGUCCAGAGGACAAGCCUGCUUCUAAGAAGUCUUUCUUCUGUAAGGAAGUGUUUGAAUCUCGUAACGCAGAUUACGCCAGAGAGGGUGGCAGGUUCUUUCCUUGGGAGAGAAAGAUGUGUCGAGGGCAGGAAAGGGCUGAUGACUUUACAACUUCAGUUAGUGAAGGGAUCAUGACCUAUGCUAACAGUGUGGUGUCUGAUAUGAUGGUCUCCAUCAUGAAGACACUGAAGAUCCAAGUGAAAAACACAACCAUUGCCACCGUCCUGUUGAAGAAGGUUCUCCUCAAGCAUGCAAAAGAGGUGGUCUCAGAUCUCAUCGACUCCUUCAUGAGGAACCUCCACAAUGUCACAGGGACCCUCAUGACCAACACAGACUUUGUCUCGGCUGUGAAAAGAACCGUCUUCUCGUAUGGAAGACAAAAGGCCUCAGAUAUCAUGGAUGCCAUGCUAGGGAAGCUGUACAAUGUGAUGUUUGCGGAGAAAGUCUCUGAGCAUAUCAGGAAAGCCAAAGACAAGGCUGAGAGUUAUUCCUUCCUCUGCAUGAAAGGAAUGGGUGAUCCUAAAAAACGAAAUGUGAACUCUGCCAUGAGAUCUGAAGCUAAAUGGAGAGAAAUAAUGUAUUCUGAAGCCAAAUCAGAGAAGGAGAAGACUUGUGCCGAAACUCUGGGUGAACACAUUAUCAAAGAGGGGCUGCCUUUGUGGCAUAAAAAUCAGAAAGAAUGUGAAUCUCCAGGUUUCCAGCAUGCAGCCUUUGAAGGUCCUGAUGCACACUGUAAGCCUGCACCAGACAUUUCCUUUGAGUACCCUGAAGAUAUCUGCAACCUCGGCCCUCCUCCAUAUCCCCCAGAGAAACCGGAGAAUUUUAUGUUUAAUUCAGACUCCUGGACCAAGGACCUGAUCGUACCUGCCCUACCUCUGAUUCAAUAUCACCUGGCCCAGGGAGGAAGAAGGAAUGCACAGAGCUUCCUUGAAGCUGCUGGAACCCCCAACUUUCCUGCCAACAAAUCUCCUGUAGUUCCUGAUGAAUCCUGCCUGAAGACUGCUCACAAUGUCGAUGACCAAGAACAAGCAGAAAAGAAGAACCUAAUGAGUGUUUUCUUCAAUUUCAUCCGGAACUUACUGAGUGAGACCAUUUUCAAGCGUGGCCAUUGCUCUGAACCCAAGGUGCCGGAACAGCGACUUAAGGAAGAUAUAAACUUGUGUGAAAGACCUUUAACCUCUUCACCCCCCAAACCAUGUGAAGAUGAUGAGACCCCUGGUGCCUUUUCUGGGCUGACCAAGAUGGUUAUCAACCAGCUAGAUGGCAACAUGAAUGGGCAGAUGGCAGAACAUCUGACGGCCUCAGUGAUGAAGCUGUGUCUCGUCAUUGCCAAGUCCUGUGAUACUUCUUUGACAGAGCUGGAAGAUGGCAAGUCUGGAGAUGCCAGCAGGCUAACGUCGGCCUUCCCAGAUAGUUUAUAUGAGUGUUUGCCAGUCAAGGGCACUGGGGCAGCAGAAGCUCUUCUGCAGAAUGCCUAUCAAGCUGUCCAUAACGAACUGAGAGGGGUAUCAGGACAGCCCCCUGAAGGGCGUGCAGCACCCAAGGGGAUUGUCGGUAAUCACAGCCUAAUAGAUACGGUUCAGAACAAGCAACUCCAAGCCGUCCUUCAGUGGGUAGCUGCCUCUAAGCUCAGCGUCCCUAUUCUGUAUUUUGCUGAUGAUGACGAAGGGAUCCAGGAGAAGCUACGCCAGCUCUCGGCUGCUGCUGUGGACAAAGGAUGCAGUGUGGGUGAGGUUCUGCAGUCAGUGAUGCGCUAUGAGAAGCAGCGCCAGCUGAAUGAGGCACUGGGGAAUGUCACGCCACUGCAGCUGCUGGACUGGCUGAUGGCGAACCUGUGA
Molecule: messenger RNA, 2562 nt
Organism: Saimiri boliviensis boliviensis (Bolivian squirrel monkey)
Lineage: Eukaryota; Metazoa; Chordata; Mammalia; Primates; Cebidae
Product: A-kinase anchor protein 3-like
Biological process (GO): intracellular protein localization
Cellular component (GO): cytoplasm; sperm principal piece
Molecular function (GO): protein kinase A binding
Source: RefSeq, a predicted model, not a curated record